UCAAAGUGAAAGUGAUCGCUCAUUCAUUCCAAUGCUUUACAACAGUCGCCUUUUAAAACGUGUGGGACUUUGAAUCUUUGAGUCUUGAUCAUGCCAGUGAGAAAGAAAGAUGCUCAGAGGGCACUGCAGCUUCUGGAGGAAUACAGAACUAAACUCAGUCAGACUGGAGACCCUCAUCUCAGACUUUCAAUUGAGAGAGUCAUCGACAUAUUUCAGAGUACACUCUUCCAGGCUCUUAUAGAUAUCCAGGAAUUUUAUGAAGUGAGCCUCCAGGAUAAUGAGGAUAAGCCCAUAGAGCCAUCAAGCCUUAAAACCAGAGAACCUUUUCCUCCUGUUAACGAAUGGAAUCUCUCUGGCCCUCCCAGUACCACUGGACCAACAGAAACUCUGCCCAACAUCUGUCCUCAAAGCGAAGAGAAAUAUAGAUAUCAGGAUGAGGAUACCACGUCUCCUCCAGAACACGGCUCUCCACACCUACCAGGGGAUGUGCGUCCUCCUGAGCUGGUGCAGGUGUCGGAGAAGAACAUCUCCCAGAUUGAGAAUGUACACGGCUAUGUUUCUCAUUCACACAUCUCUCCUAUGAAGGUAGAGUCUCUGGAGUGCGUUUUUGAUGGGUCGUCAACAUUAGGAGGUGAGGAGGUUCCAGCCCCCGCCUUUGCCACACUAUACUCGCAAAGUGACACACUGAUGCAGCAGGCAGAUGUCAUUCCUCCCUCCGCUCCCAUAAUCCCUGUGAUCCCUAUCCCACCCGUCCCAGCCGAGACCACUGCCAUUCCAGCACCCACGUCACAGGCAAGUCCAGCACCGGUGGUGGUGAACACAGAAAGCCUUGACACCUCACCCUAUGUGAAUGGAACAGAAGCUGAUUAUGAAUAUGAAGAAAUUACACUUGAACGGGGGAACUCGGGCCUGGGUUUCAGUAUUGCAGGCGGUACCGAUAACCCCCACAUCGGCGAGGACCCAAGCAUCUUUAUCACUAAGAUCAUCCCAGGUGGAGCUGCCGCACAGGAUGGCAGACUCAGAGUUAAUGACUCUAUACUACGAGUAAAUGAUGUAGACGUGAGAGACGUAACUCACAGCAAUGCUGUGGAGGCUCUGAAGGAGGCAGGCUGCAUUGUCAGACUGUACGUAAGAAGAAGAAAAGCCGUCUCAGAAAAAAUUAUGGAUGUAAAGCUGGUAAAAGGUCCUAAAGGUCUAGGUUUCAGUAUAGCUGGAGGAGUUGGGAACCAACAUAUUCCUGGGGACAACAGUAUUUAUAUCACCAAAAUCAUUGAGGGAGGAGCUGCCCACAAAGAUGGAAGGCUGCAGAUUGGGGAUAAACUUCUGGCUGUGAAUGCUGCUUGCCUUGAAGACGUCACUCAUGAAGAUGCCGUGACUGCCUUGAAAAACACCCCUGAUGUCGUCUAUUUAAAAGUGGCGAAACCUACUAGUGUCUUUAUGAAUGAUAGUUACGUUCCUCCCGAUGUCACCAGCUCCUAUUCCCAGCACAUGGAGAACCAUAUCAGCACCCAAAGCUAUCUAAGUCAGCCAUUAACCCCCGCCACCCCAUCUCGGUACUCUCCUAUCUCAAAAGGCAUGCUGGGAGAUGAUGAGAUCACAAGGGAGCCUAGGAAAAUAGUCCUGCAUAGGGGCACCACAGGACUAGGCUUCAACAUUGUAGGAGGAGAAGAUGGAGAGGGAAUCUUCAUCUCCUUCAUAUUAGCAGGAGGGCCUGCAGACCUGUGUGGAGAAUUGAGGAAAGGAGACCGUAUCAUUUCUGUAAAUGGGGUGGACCUCCGCAGUGCAACGCAUGAACAGGCGGCUGCAGCACUGAAGAAUGCUGGACAGACUGUCACCAUCGUAGCUCAGUACAGACCUGAAGAGUACAGUCGAUUUGAAGCCAAAAUCCAUGAUCUACGGGAGCAGAUGAUGAACAGCAGUAUUAGUUCAGGCUCUGGCUCCUUGCGGACUAGUCAGAAGAGGACCUUGUAUGUCAGAGCCCUGUUUGAUUAUGACAUAACAAAAGACUCGGGCCUGCCCAGUCAGGGGCUGAACUUCCGCUUCGGCGACAUCCUACACGUCCUGAAUGCCUCGGACGAGGAGUGGUGGCAGGCGCGCCAUGUGACUCCAGAUGGCGAGAUGGAGGAGAUGGGCGUCAUUCCCAGCAAGAAGAGGGUGGAGAGAAAAGAAAGAGCCAGGUUAAAGACGGUCAAAUUCAACUCCAAGUCUCGAGAUAAAGCGCAGUCAUUCAAUGACAAGCGUAAAAAGAACCUCUUUUCGCGAAAAUUCCAUUUCUACAAGAACAAGGACCCCAGCGAACAGGAAACAAGCGAUGUGGACCAGCAUGUAACUUCUAACGCCAGCGAUAGUGAAAGUAGUUACCGUGGACAGGAAGAUUAUGUCCUCUCUUACGAGACAGUCACGCAACAGGAAGCGAGUUACGCUCGUCCAGUGAUUAUCCUUGGACCCAUGAAAGACCGGAUCAACGAUGAUUUAAUCUCAGAGUUUCCUGACAAGUUUGGGUCAUGUGUUCCCCACACGACUAGACCAAAGCGAGACUACGAGGUUGAUGCCAGAGACUACCAUUUUGUUGUCUCACGGGAGCAAAUGGAAAAAGACAUUCAAGAUCACAAGUUCAUCGAGGCGGGCCAAUAUAACAACCACCUCUAUGGGACAAGCGUGCAGUCCGUGCGAGAGGUUGCAGAAAAGGGCAAACAUUGCAUCCUGGAUGUCUCAGGCAAUGCCAUCAAACGACUCCAGUUAGCACAGCUCUACCCCAUAGCGGUGUUCGUGAAACCAAAAUCAGUGGAGAAUAUUUUAGAGAUGAAUAAAAGAUUGAUGGAGGAGCAAGGCAGGAAGACUUAUGACAGAGCUAUGAAACUGGAGCAGGAAUUCUUAGAGCACUUCACCGCCAUUGUACAAGGGGACACAUUAGAAGAGAUCUACAACCAGGUUAAGCAGAUCAUCGAGGAGCAAUCUGGGCCGGUCAUCUGGGUACCAGUCAAAGAGAAGUUGUGAGAUGGCUGAAGACAAAUAAACCUUAUUCCUCUUGCAACUUUUUUUGUUAUCCCCCCAAGUUUUCUCUUUUAUACUAACCUGGCCUGCUGCUGACAUUGGCUUUCUGACCCCUGAGCAUAGGAAACAUGUU
This is a messenger RNA of Rhinichthys klamathensis goyatoka, 3127 nucleotides long. RefSeq names its product discs large MAGUK scaffold protein 1a (gene dlg1a). Gene Ontology annotation, biological process: chemical synaptic transmission; neurotransmitter receptor localization to postsynaptic specialization membrane. The record is from RefSeq and is a predicted model, not a curated record. The coding region runs from base 91 to 2997 and encodes 968 amino acids. Gene Ontology annotation, molecular function: kinase binding. Gene Ontology annotation, cellular component: neuron projection; postsynaptic density membrane; neuromuscular junction. The transcript has 26 exons. NCBI's taxonomy places the organism in Eukaryota, Metazoa, Chordata, Actinopteri, Cypriniformes, Leuciscidae.